AUGGCGUCAACCAGUGCUCAGACACAGAAUAUCCCGCAGACGUCUCUCUACGUCGGUGAUUUGCAUCCCGAAGUUUCUGAGUCGCUCCUAUAUGCUACUUUCUCGACUGCGGGACAUGUGCUGACCGCCCGUGUUUGCCGAGAUGUGGCAAUGCGCACCUCUCUGGGAUAUGGAUACGUUAAUUUUGAAAACCCAAAAGACGCCGAGAGGGCGCUGGAAAACCUGAACUACGAACCCCUUUUUGGCCGUCAGAUCCGUAUUAUGUGGUGUCAGCGUGACCCGUCACUCAGAAAGUCCGGCCGUGGCAACAUUUUUAUAAAGAACUUGGACAAGAGCAUUAACCAGAAGGAUCUUUAUGACACCUUCUGCAACUUCGGCAAAAUCCUAUCCUGCAAGAUUGCGAUGGAUGAGAAUGGAAUCUCAAAGGGUUACGGCUUCAUUCAUUAUCAAAACGAGGAAUGCGCCGACGCCGCUAUUAAGGCAGUCAAUGGAAAGAUGAUCAAUGACAGAAUCGUCUACAUUGGGCCUUUCAUUCCACGCAGCGAAAGAAAGUCCGCUGGUGGGAAAGCCAAGUUCACAAAUUGCUACGUCAAGAAUUUCGGUGACGAACUGGACGAAGAAGGUCUCAAGAAACUUUUUGGGGAGUAUGGAGAGAUAAAGAGUGCCUGCAUAAUGCGUGAUAGUGACGGGAAAUCCAAGGGGUUCGGCUUCGUCUGCUUUUCAGAGCCUGAGAGUGCGGAGUCCGCAGUAGAGAAACUUCAUGGAAAGGACAUAAAUGGCCAUUCCCUCUAUGUUAGUCGGGCCCAGCGGAAAUCAGAGCGCCAAGAAGUCCUUCGACAGCACUUCGAGAAGCAGCGCGCUGAGCGUCUGUCUAAGUAUGCUUCUGGCGUCAACCUAUAUGUCAAGAAUCUGGAUGACAGCAUUGACGAUGAACGUUUGCGCGAGGCCUUCAGUCCGUUUGGAAAGAUUACCAGCGCCAAGGUUAUGACAGACCAAGCCGGACAUUCCAAGGGGUUCGGAUUUGUAUGCUUCAACACUCCUGAAGAGGCCAAGGAAGCAGUGAACAUGAACGGCAACCUCCUAGGUUCAAAGCCCUUGUAUGUUGCUUUGGCCCAACGCAGAGAGGAUCGGCGUAUGAAGCUUCUCGCGGAACACCAACAGAGACUUCAGUACCACGCAAACGUUGGUAAUAUGUCGGCAGCUCAUUCAAUCACAAACUUCUUUGGUCAACCGACCUUCCCGCCCGCACAACGAUUCUUCUCUACCGGACCUCCGCUUGCAUCCCAGCCAAGGUGGAACCGCGCCGGCUUUACAGGUCCUCAGGUUCCUUUGGGACACCCAGCCAUGAACGCCACGGCACUCCGACCCCCACUGCCUGCCCAAUAUGUUGCGAAUUCCGGCGCCAUGGCCAUGUCUCAAACACAGAUGGCGCAAGCCAGCAUGGUAGCUCCGCAGUACCGAAAUCAGGCUGCCGCUGCUGCCCGCGCGCUAGUCUCUGGCACGGUUCCUUCCGGCAUGAAUGCGGCAUCAAUGGGAAAUCCGGCCAAUCUCAUUGCCCCAGGAGCUGGUGGUCCGCAUCAACAUUUCAACGGCCAGCGUGUCAACCUGGCUCCGCAGAUGGUUCAGGGAACUAACCAAGCUGUACCGCGC
This is a messenger RNA of Dibothriocephalus latus, 1650 nucleotides long. NCBI's taxonomy places the organism in Eukaryota, Metazoa, Platyhelminthes, Cestoda, Diphyllobothriidea, Diphyllobothriidae. The record is from the annotation of a GenBank genome assembly.